AACAUGGCGUCGGGGGUGGCAUUCGCGCUCAGCUUGAUCCUCGUCGUCGGCCACCUUCAGAAAGGGCCAGGAUCUCUCGCAAAGACCUUCACAUUCCCCGAGUAUCCGUACAAGGAGACCACCAAAAAUGAGCUCCUUUUUAGACAAUUCGAGCAAGCUUGCGAGGAGAGCGGCGCAUGCAAAAUGCUCUCGCAACAAAGGAGCGACAGUGUCGCGAAAACGCGAUGCAUCCGAGAAUGCGUCUCGCCAUCCUGCUACAAGGAGAUCUAUUUAUUCGAUCAGUUGGAAGAGGGUGAAAUUGACGUGAGAUUGAAUUCCUUCAAAGGCUGCUUCAUGCAGCGAAAUGGUCGACCACGGAAAUAAAAAAAAAAACAAAGAAGAGGAAAGAUGCAAAGAACCACUAAUUAGAAAAAAAAAAUCAACAAUUUGGUGUACCGUUUAAUUCUUUCGGAAUGACAAGGAACACAAAAGGUUUUUGCUCAGAUUCUGUCGCUCUGAAAGAAUUAAAUUAACCUUAUAAGUGCAGCGCGAUAUGCACAAUCGGACUCUUUGCAAAAAAGAGAGAAAAAGCACAAACUUAUAUAGAUAAAAACAUAUAUUACGCACAAAACUAGUUUACAAUACAUAUCGUGCAGCAUGAGAAGUGUACACCGAACUAUUUGGAUUUGUAUUUAAACAUAAUCUUUUUCUACUUUUUGUACCCAUAUUCUUAUCUACAACGUUGCCUCGUAUUUAACGUUAAUAAUGCUGCACAAAUAUGAUAAAGAAAUCAACUGUAUGUAAACAGUUGGCUAUGCACUAGUAUAUAGUAAUUUUAGUCAUCUCUUUUUUCUCGCUUUAAUGUGUAAUUUUAUUAAAAUAUUUUUUCCAGUAUCGUACAUAUAUAUUCAAUCUAUACCAAACGUUACUUCAAUAAUGUAUUUUUAAUACGUAGGAAACGAUAAAUAGAAAAUUUUUUGAAAACGUACGCGCGUUUCGUGUUAUAUAAUGUUAUUUUCAUACAAAAUAUGUAUGAAACUUAUACUAUUACGAUUAUUGAAUUCUUAUAGAUAGUCAAAAUUACGAUUUAACUAAAACUUAUCACUUAUUAAUUAUAUCGUAAUUAUCAAUCUAACAAAAAAUUUACUAUCUCAUAGAAAAUCUUUUUAACUUCUUCCUGAUGUACUACGUAAACUACUUCUACUGUGAUAUAAAGUGAUAU
Molecule: messenger RNA, 1201 nt
Organism: Pseudomyrmex gracilis
Lineage: Eukaryota; Metazoa; Arthropoda; Insecta; Hymenoptera; Formicidae
Exons: 3
Coding region: 4-363 (119 amino acids)
Source: RefSeq, a predicted model, not a curated record